This is a messenger RNA of Panicum hallii, 1977 nucleotides long. Its product is annotated as heat shock cognate 70 kDa protein 2-like. Gene Ontology annotation, biological process: cellular response to unfolded protein; protein refolding. The coding region runs from base 297 to 1865 and encodes 522 amino acids. NCBI's taxonomy places the organism in Eukaryota, Viridiplantae, Streptophyta, Magnoliopsida, Poales, Poaceae. The transcript is spliced from 2 exons. Gene Ontology annotation, molecular function: ATP hydrolysis activity; heat shock protein binding; ATP binding. The record is from RefSeq and is a predicted model, not a curated record. Gene Ontology annotation, cellular component: cytoplasm.
CCCAAGCAAGCUGGUGAUGGAGGACGACGAAGCCAAAGCAAGGAAGAAGGCCAGGACUUGAUGUUAAGUUUAUUUUCCUGAGAAGGUCUCCGUGCAAAUAGUUCUCCUACCUCUGUUCUAUUUUUCUUUUAUGACCUGAGCGACCAGCAUCGGAGCAGUAGCGAUUAGCGAACCCCAUCCUCGGAACCUUCUCAAAAAGUCAACCCCCUUCCGACACCUUUCACCAUUUCUCCCUCCUCCACGCCUCUGCUCCGCCGCCUCCUUCGCCGCCGGUCGGAGCGGAGGAAAGUAGCAAUAUGGCAGGCACCGACGACUCUGCUCGAACCAUCGGGAUCGACCUGGGCACGACCUACUGCUGCGUCGCCUUCUGGCAGAACGGCCGUGUCGAGAUUGUCCCCAACGAACAAGGCAACCGGACCACCCCAUCCUACGUCGCCUUCACCGACUCCAAGCGCCUCAUCGGGGAUGCCGCCAAGAACCAGGUCGCCAGGAACCCAACCAAUACAGUCUUCGAUACCAAGCGGCUCAUCGGUAGGCGAUUUACAGAUGAGUCUGUCCAGAAUGACAUCAAGCUCUGGCCCUUCAAGGUCAUUUCUGGACCAGGAGACAAGCCUAUGGUUGCUGUUCAGUACAGGGGUAAGGAGAAGCAGUUUACAGCGGAAGAGAUCUCCUCAAUGCUUCUCAUCAAAAUGAAGGAGAUUGCUGAAGCCUACCUUGGCACCAGCAUCAAGGAUGCUGUCGUCACUGUUCCUGCCUGCUCCACCGACUCGCAGAGGCAGGGCACCAGGGAUGCUGGAGUGAUUGCUGGUCUCAAUGUUAUCCGUAUUGUCUCUGAGCCGACUGCUGCUGCAAUGGCUUAUGGUCUUGACAAGAAGGCUAGAUUUGAUAAUGACUAUGUUCUUGUCUUCGACCUUGGAGGUGGUACCUUUGACGUCUCUCUUCUCAGCAUCUUGGAUGGUAUCUUUGAGGUCAUUGCCACAGCUGGUGAUACUCAUCUUGGAGGUGAGGAUUUUGACAACCGGAUGGUCAACCACUUCGUUCGGGAGUUCAAGAGAAAAAACAAGAAGAACAUCAGUGACAAUCCUAGGGCUCUCAGAAGGCUGAGGACAGCCUGCGAGAAGGCCAAGAGGACCCUCUCCUCCACUGCACAGACCACCAUUGAGAUCGACUGCCUGUAUGAGGGCAUCGACUUCUACUCAACCAUUACCCGAGCCAUGUUUGAGGAGCUCAACAUGGAUCUCUUCAGGAAAUGUAUGGAGCCUGUGGAGAUGUGCCUCAAGGAUGCUAAGGUGGACAAGAGCACGGUUCUUGAUGUUGUCCUUGUUGGUGGCUCCUCUAGAAUUCCAAGGAUUCAGCAGCUUCUCCAGGACUUCUUCGACGGGAAGGAGCUUUGCAAGAGCAUCAACCCUGAUGAGGCUGUUGCCUACGGUGCUGCUGUCCAGGGUGCCAUCUUGAAUGCAGUGGACUGGAAAUGUGAGAAUUCGAGGAUUAUUCAGGACCUCCUCCUGUUGGAUGCUACCCCUCUUUCUCUUGGUUUGGAGACGGAUGGGGGUGCCAUGAACGUGCUGAUUCCAAAGAACAGACUCAUCCCCACCAAAGCGACCGUGAUCUUAUCUACCGACUCCGACAACCAGACAUCUAUCCUUAUCAGAGUGUACGAGGGUGAGGGCACCAGGACUCGCGACAACCACUUGUUGGGCGAGUUUGAGUUCUGCGAUAUUCCUCCAGCACCCAAGGGUGCUUCACAGAUCACUGUUGUCUUGGGUAUCGACGCCGACGGUAUCCUGGAGGUCUCUGCUGAGGACGAAACCACUGGCCAGAAGAAGAAAGUUAUCCUCAACAAGAGAUUUUAUUUUAAAAGUUAAUCAUUUUUUCAGUAAUUAUUAAAGUAAUGUAUAAGUUGUUGCAAAAUAAUGGAAAUAAUAUAUAAUAUCUUCUCACGUGCGAUAAUAAUGCAGGCAAACCUUUUUUUCUACA